AUGACAUCGAUCGAGUAUAAGUACUAUCCCAGCAAAAAGGCAACAAUUAUAACGGCUCCCUUUUCAGGAGGACAGCCUAAAGGUGGUGUUGAAUUAGGUCCUGAGUAUAUUCUCAAUGCUGGUUUUCAAAAGCAAGUUGACUCUCUUGGAUGGCAAACAAACAUUGUUCAUCCUCUUGAGUCUCUCGAUUUGGAAUCCAAGAAAUCUAAUAUCAAAAACGAGUAUAAUGUGAAAAACUCAGCUAUUGUGUCUCAAUGCUGUGAACAAAUUUUUCAAGCUUCGAAAAAUAGUUUGGCUGAAAAUGCUAUGCCCAUUGUCAUUGGUGGUGAUCACUCAAUAGGCACUGCUACCAUUGCUGCUUCGCUUUCACAUAAUCCGGAAACUUGUGUUAUUUGGGUAGACGCUCAUGCCGACAUCAAUACUCCAAAAAGCACUAUUUCAGGCAAUCUCCACGGUUGUCCAGUGAGUUUUGUUAUGGGGAUAGAAUCAGAGACUUUUCCGCCAGAAUUCUCGUGGGUACCUCAUUUGUUAAAACUGAACAAAAUCGCUUAUAUAGGACUUCGUGAUGUGGAUGAAGGUGAAAAGAAGAUUCUUCGUGAGAACAAUAUCGCUGCUUUCUCAAUGUAUCAUAUUGAUAAAUACGGUAUUGGGAAAGUAAUAGAUAUGGCAUUGGAUAAGAUUAAUCCAAAUCGUCAGUUUCCAAUUCACUUAUCAUAUGAUAUCGAUGCUAUUGAUCCUUCAUAUGUCCCAGCUACUGGAACAAGAGUACAAGGCGGAUUGAGUUUGAGAGAGGGUUUGUUCAUUGCUGAGGAUAUUGCUCAAACUGGUUUAUUGCAAAGUUUAGAUAUUGUAGAGACAAACCCAAUGUUGGCAGAGACUGAAGAACAUGUUUUGGAUACUGUAGGUGCUGCUUGCGCUAUAGGUAGAUGUGCUUUGGGUGAAACUUUGCUCUAG
Messenger RNA from Lodderomyces oxycetoniae, 954 nucleotides. It is a transcript of the gene CAR1, whose product is annotated as arginase. The transcript has a single exon. The record is from RefSeq and is a predicted model, not a curated record. Gene Ontology annotation, cellular component: cytosol; cytoplasm; nucleus. The coding region runs from base 1 to 954 and encodes 317 amino acids. Gene Ontology annotation, molecular function: manganese ion binding; arginase activity. Lineage: Eukaryota; Fungi; Ascomycota; Pichiomycetes; Serinales; Debaryomycetaceae.